CCGAUAAAGAGGUAGCAAAACCGCACACACGCAUUCGUGAUGGAAAAGAACAAUCACGUGACCGUUCGGAACAGGCCGUGUGCGAGCGAUAACCGGUGGUAAACACCGCUUCGAUUCCGGUGUCAAUUCGAAAAAGAAUCAGCCCACUGUCGUCUGUAUCAUUUUCAGGAAUGGAACAAGGUUUAUUCUUUCUAAAAGUCACUUUCAAGCAAUGCCACUGACAAUGCCUGAAUGGAAUCUGAGUUGAACCCCUACGUGAUGGUGGACACGACGACCAGUUAUUUGCCGGACGUCUGGACACUCGAUCAGGACACAGAUGUGACUCUGGACAUUCUUCUGCCCAAUGGCUGCUUCAUGAAUGUCACCGUCCCCCGGGAUGCAGAGCUGCACGAAGUCAAGGAGGAGGUCUGGGAGAUGGCCCAGAGGGUUCCCCUUUUUGGACUUCUUCGGGACAGCGACUCCUAUGUUUUCCAAUGCAUCAACCUGUCCACUGCAGAGCGGGACGAUCUGACGGAAGAGGAUCGCCGUCUGUGCGAAAUACGGCCUUUCCAGGGUGUGCUUAGACUAGUCGAGAGGCAAGGAGACGAAGAGGAGAAAGCGCUUCACUCCAGACUCAAUUUUGUCAUCGGAAUGGGUCAACGGGAGUUCGACGAGCAGAAGGACCCUGAAGUGCACGACUUCCGCAAGCAAAUGCGAAUUUUCUGCGAGAAUGUUUCUUUGGUGUUGGGACCUAGCACCUGGGAACAGCAGGUUCUGAGGCAGUAUCCUGUGUCCAUCGAAUCCAGCCCUGAUUUACCUCAUUACCUGCAAGCAAAGCUGUACGAAGGAAAUUUGGUUCUUGCCAUCAGCGUGGAACAUCAAUCCUCAGAAUCGACCUUCAAGUUCUACGUUCCACCGUCCAUCAAUCCCAAGGACCUGCUGGAUUUGGUGCUCAAGAAAAAAGGUCCAAGCAUUGGCCUCCAGGGCGACCAAUCUCAGAACUUUCUGCUCAAGAUAUGUGGUCUUGAGGAGUAUCUCAUAGGACCCUACCCUAUUUCACAAUAUAAGUAUAUACGAGAGUGCUUAUCUUGCGACAGAAUUCCAGAAUUGAUUUUAGUUUCAUCUGAUAAAGUACAAUUGGAACGAAGUCGACCAGAAAGCAAAUCGGAAGAACGUCAACGAACCAAAUCCACCGCCAGUGAAGCUUCAUCGACACUGAAAAGAAAAAAGCAACUGAGCUCCCUAUCAACGUGGAGCAUUGAGGAACCUUUCACGAUAAUCAUCCACUCCAUACACAAGCUGAAUUAUGACAACAAAACCAAAGUGGCUGUACAGUGUGGCCUAUACUACGCAGAAGAGAGGCUCUGCGGCAAGGUGUACCACACGACCGAGCAGGUCUUGGAAGACGGUCACUGUACGUGGGAGGACACCAUCUCUUUCGAAAUAGAUGUUUGCAACUUGCCCCGGAUGGCCAAACUUUGCCUCGUUGUCUAUGAAGCCAGCAGCGCACAAAAGAACAGCAGGUUCAGGAAAUACCAAGAUAAAUAUGCUUGCCCUAUUGCAUGGGUAAACACGACUGUAUUCGACUAUAAGGGGGCUUUGAAGUCAGUGCCCUUGACCCUUUCUGCCUGGCCCUACCCUCAGGAAGGAGACGAAUAUUCUGGCUGUAUGCUGCGACCCCUGGGUUGGCUGCCUCCGAACCCUUCCAGAGAACCUGCGCUGACAAUCUCCUUUGGCAAAUAUCAUCCGACGGCACAACUGUGCUACCCUGGCAUAGAUGAGAUUCUAGAAUAUGCCAGUAAAGAAUUACCGGAUAGAAAUGGCUCAUUUUCAAGCUGUGGAGAGCCUCAGGCCAGCAAAAGUCAUCUGCAGCAGCUGCAGCAGAUCUGCGAGAAGGAUACACUGUACCAGCUGCACGAGCAGGAGAAGGAAUUGAUGUGGUUCCUAAGGAAGCACUGCUGUGAGCAGCUGCCAAAUUCAUUGCCCAAACUGCUCAAAUGCGUUAAAUGGAACGACAGGACAGAAGUAGCUCAGAUGACGAAGCUUCUUCAGCUGUGGCCUGCUAUGACUCCAUACAAAACUUUAGAGCUUCUGGAUUACGCACAUCCCGACCCUGGAGUACGCAGUUUCGCUGUCCGUUGCCUGCAGGACAUCGGGGAUGAUGAACUUUCCCUCUACCUGCUGCAGCUGGUGCAGGCCCUCAAGCAUGAAGCCUACCUCCAAAACAGCCUCGUCAAGUUCCUGUUGGAAAGAGCCCUCCAAAACAGACACGUUGGACACAGGCUCUUUUGGCUCAUGAGAUCCGAGAUCCAUUUUCCCGAGGUAGCCAUUAAGUUCGGCCUUAUCCUGGAGGCCUACUGCCGUAGUGUUCCCACCCAUCUGGAGGCUUUGGAGAAGCAAGUAGAGGCCCUCAGCCAACUCAAGAGUGCAAGCAUCCAGGCACUAAAAAAGGUGAACAUCAAAAAGGAAGGCAGAGAAAAAUUGAAACUUUACCUUCAAGAAAUAUUUGGGAAGAAGAUAUAUCAAGCAAAAUUCUAUGGAUUGCAAAAUCCAUUGGAUCCUAGAUUCAAAUUCGGAAAAAUAAGAGUGGAAAAAUGCAAAAUCCUGGAUUCCAAAAUGAAGCCUCUGUGGUUGGCAUUCGAGAAUACCGACACCUACGGGAAGGACGUCUUUCUCAUCUUUAAGAAUGGAGACGAUCUUCGUCAGGACAUGUUGACACUACAGAUGAUUCGUAUCAUGGAUAGACUAUGGAAAGACGAAGGGCUGGACCUCAGGAUGAUUCCUUACCGAUGCAUGGCGACGGGCCAUCGGGUGGGACUGAUCGAGGUUGUUCCGGAUGCCGACACCAUUGCCAAUAUCCAGAAGGAGAAGGGCUUCACGGCCACCUCUGUUUUCAAGAAAGGCUCCAUCCUCUCCUGGCUCAAAGAUCAUAACCCAGAUGACAUUAGUCUGAGUAGAGCAGCGGAAGAAUUCACUCUGUCAUGUGCAGGGUAUUGCGUAGCAACCUACGUACUGGGAGUAGCCGACAGACACAGUGACAACAUCAUGGUCAAGACCAACGGACAGCUCUUCCAUGUAGACUUCGGCCACAUCCUCGGAAAAUUCAAGGAAAAAUUUGGCUUCAAAAGAGAGCGGGUGCCAUUCGUCUUGACGCAUGAUUUCGUCUACAUCAUUACGAAAGGACAAACUCAAAGAUCGCAGGAAUUUUCAAGAUUCCAGCAAUAUUGCGAACAGGCCUUUAUGAUCCUGCGGCGGCGCGGACCUCUGGUCAUCUCGCUCUUCGCCAUGAUGCUGUCCACUGGUAUUCCAGAGCUCAAUAGUGAAAAGGACCUCGAUUACUUAAGAGAAACCUUAGUACUGGACAUGUCCGAACAAGAGGCCUUAAAGCACUUCAGAGCAAAGUUUGACGAAGCCAUCAAGAACAGCUGGAAGACCAGCAUCAACUGGAUGGCUCACAAUCUGGCCAAGGAUAACAAAAUGUCUGACUGAAUAAUCAUUGAUCAAUUAUUUUCUAUUAACAAUUGAUAAAUGAUGCUCUCCAGCUAAUCCAAGGAAUAUCCAAAAUCUCAAAAUGGUUACAGAAACCUAUAGUGAAAUGAAAGAAAAUACUCUCAUGUUCUCAAGAUAUUGUCCUUGUUUGGCAAGACAGGUCUGAGAAACUCACUUUAACCAGCAAAAAUACUAACACAUUUUUUGUGCCAUCAUUCCAUGUCAUUCCAAUUUUUAAUUAUUAUUUUGUGAAUAAGACUUUCAUUACUAUUCUAUAACAUAUGUUUUAUUUAUUCCAGAUUUCCUAAUGUAUAUUAUAUAGCAUAUAUGUUCAUUCUUAAUAAGGUACUUACUUCUUUUGACAAUGUUAAGUGUAUGAUUACGAAUGUGAUACAAAAGUAUCGAGAAAUGUUAUUUUGCCCUCAAAUCUAAAACAGAGUGAUAACGGUUGGCAAAUACUGGCGUUAAACCACCUAACACAUAUGCCAAAAGUUAAAAAGGGUUUCACUUCUAGCACAUCUGUCGAUUAAAAUUUUGAAUAAUGUAUGUACUGAGCUGUCGUUGCAUUUGUUGUGAUUAAA
This is a messenger RNA of Argiope bruennichi, 4049 nucleotides long. It is a transcript of the gene Pi3K92E, whose product is annotated as phosphatidylinositol 4,5-bisphosphate 3-kinase catalytic subunit beta isoform-like. Gene Ontology annotation, molecular function: 1-phosphatidylinositol-4-phosphate 3-kinase activity; 1-phosphatidylinositol-3-kinase activity. The transcript is spliced from 21 exons. Lineage: Eukaryota; Metazoa; Arthropoda; Arachnida; Araneae; Araneidae. Gene Ontology annotation, cellular component: cytoplasm; plasma membrane; phosphatidylinositol 3-kinase complex. Gene Ontology annotation, biological process: cell migration; phosphatidylinositol-mediated signaling; phosphatidylinositol-3-phosphate biosynthetic process. Bases 232 to 3468 code for a protein of 1078 amino acids. The record is from RefSeq and is a predicted model, not a curated record.